AUGCACCAGCACCGGCACGACAACGCCAUCCCCAACUGCCACGGGACCAUCUCCGAGUGCGUCUUCUGCUGCGUCUUCCUGACGGCCUUCUCGUCGGCCGUGGUGAUGGACUCGUCCCCGACGUACAACGCGGUCGGCGCCCGCCACCACCCGGCGUCCGUCUACACGUCCUCGGCGUGCGACGACUGCGCGGCUCGCAAACUCGCCGAGCAGGCGAACAGCGCCGAGUACAGGUACGCCCGCAUCGAGCUCAUCAAGCAGCAGAUACUGAAGAAACUCCGCCUCAAAGAACCUCCCAACGUGAGGAUACCGCGGUCCGUGCUGCCCUCCGUGCUCGCUGACAAAGAUCUCCUGCCGGCACCGGCGACGCCGGCAGCAGACGACGAAAGGAACUCUCGAACCCGGGAGGACUUCUACGGCACCAUGCAGACGGCUGUCAUCUUUCCGCAAAACGUCUUACAACAAGGGGAACCGGAACCGGAGAACCGGCACAAGGGCGAGGCCCCCACCGUCUCGGCCAGUGACGUCAAACAGAGGACCACGAGCAGCGGCGCUGGAUACGUGAGGCAAACGCCACUCAUGCGGAGACGAAUGCACGGAAACUCCAUCGACACUCCGGGAAGCCAGAUGAGGCCCGCCCGCCCGAACGAAGGAUCGGCUGGAGAUACUGAGUACGAGAACAACGUGGACGCCAUCCUGGGCGAAGACGCCGACCUGUCUCGGCAGCAGCAGCAUCGCAACGUCGGCGCCAGCCAGUUGUCUCGCUCGGCAAGUCACAAGCGGGCUUCGCAAAGCGGCGCUGAAGCAGCCGACGGUUGGCAGGGUGACGACCCAGGUCCGGCUGCGACGUCGUGGGAAGGCGACCGGCAGCGUUCCUGGCAAGAGGACGACCCUUGGUCCGAGGAUGCCCCAUACCCGUCGGACAAGCAGCGUAGGCGCCGUGGACCGGCCACCGAGGCCGGCGGAGAGGGAAGCCGCUACGAGCCUCCUCUCAACACGAUCGCCAUGACAACCGUGGCCACCACCGGCGACUGCUUUGAGUUGGUGGUGGGAGUCGGUGCCGGCUCCAGGAAUGACGUCGCGGCCGUGCCAGCAGCUCUCCUGCUCGAGGACGGGCCGUUGCGUCCAGGACGAACGAACGGGCAAGCGUGCGAGUGCGCAUGCGCUCUCGGCUACACGGGCGCCUUCUGCGACCAAGAAGUGGACCUGCGACGUCCCCGCUUUUCCGGUUCGUCGUACCUGGCCCUGCCGACGCUGCGGGACGCGCACAAGUCGAUGCAGAUCACGCUCCAGUUCCGGCCGGAGACUCACGACGCGCUGCUCCUCUACUCCGGAGAGACGGCGGAGCUCCAGGGAGACUACUUCGCCAUCCUGCUAUCCAAGGGCUUCGUCGAGUUCAGGUUCGACUGUGGCAUGGGUCCUGGAACACUGCGCAGCGAUCAGCCGGUGCUGCUCAACGCCUGGAACACGCUCACAGUGUACAGGGACCGAUGGGACGCUUGGAUGCAGCUGAACAGCGGCCACCAGGUUCAAGGACGUUCCAAAGGCCUGUUCUCGAGGAUAACUCUUCGGCUGAACGUCUACCUCGGCGGGUCUCCCAACGCGAGCCUCGCUGCCGGCAGGCUGGGCGUCAGGGAAGGAUUAGUGGGCUGCAUUCGACAUCUGGAGAUUAACGGGCGCCGCUACGACUUCCGGUCCACGUCGCUACGAGGCGACGCCAUUGAAGGCCUCGACGUUGAUGAAUGUGGCGGUGACGGAUGCAGUGGAGUGAGCUGUCAAAACGGCGGCCAGUGCAUCGCCAAUGGAGUGGAACAGGGUGUAUGCCUCUGUGCCUUGGGCUUCGCGGGAGCCUCAUGUGAAACACCUGUGGAGAUCGUGGUGCCAUCUUUUAAUGGGUCGUCCUACCUCCGGUUUCCCGGACUGGGCUAUGACCAUUUGUCAUUCCUGGAUGUCCAGCUGGUCAUGAAGCCUCUGUCACCGCACGGCGUCUUCUUCUACAACGGAGCCAAGAUGGACGGCACGGGAGAUUUUGCGUCGCUCCAAAUGGCCGACGGUCACGUCGAGUUCCGUUUCGACCUCUCUACCGGCACAGCAGUACUCAGGAGUCCGUUCUCGGUGGCCCUCGGUGAGUGGCACAUGGUGAAGGCCUCCCGCACCGGUCGACUCGGAACCCUGAAGAUCGACGGCCAACCCAGGGUGGAGGCCCACUCGCCGGGUGCAUUCACACAGCUCUCGCUUCCUCUGAACCUUUACCUGGGCGGCGUGCCGGACCCUAAGGAGACGGCAGUCGGUGCCGACAUUAUGCAGUCCUUCGUUGGCUGUGUACAAAGGCUCACCAUCAACAACCGGCCAGUGCGGCUGAUGCAAGAGGCCCUGUCAGGAGUGAACGUGGAGAACUGUGUUCACCCUUGCGUCACGGGCCCCUGUUACAAUGGCGGUGCCUGUCAGCCACGCAUGGAUCUGUACGCCUGUCACUGCAAGCUCGGCUAUGCCGGAUCCAACUGCCAGAAUGAGGUUAAGGAGGCCAUUGCAGAACCAAUGAUGGGUGGAGCCAGCUACCUACAUUACACAUCAGAUGACAUCAUGCGAAGGAUACGUGGCGACCAAUUGGACGUUGUCCUGGCCUUUCGGUCAUUCUCAAGUCACGGCCUGCUGUUUUGGGCCGGAGACUCUAGCCAACAGAACCGUGGUACCCUGUACUCGCCAUCGGACUAUCUGUCGUUGGGUCUGGAGAAAGGUCUACUGACAUUACGCUUCAACCUUGGUUCCGGUGAGGCGCAGCUCUGCUGGAACACUACGCGGGUUGACGACGGCCGCUGGCAUCGUGCAGCUCUGAGCCGAAGUCGUCAGCUGGCUACACUGGGUCUCGACGGGACAUCACCCGUGGCAGUGACGUCCCCAGGACGACUGAGGCAGCUGAACGUGCGCAGCGGACUUUACAUUGGUGGCAUUGGCGACGUUGCCCACGUGACCAGAGGGCGCUACAAAUCGGGCCUGGUCGGUUGCAUUGCCAAUCUUACCCUCGCCAGUAACUACCACGUCCGGCUGGUCUCACAUGCUGCAACAGGCAUCAAUGUACAACCCUGCCUUUGAGCACAAGGCGACGCACCGCACGUACAGCCCCCUGCAUAAGUAUGACCAGGCUCAGUGAACAGCGCACCAGGUAGCCCCAGAGAUCCGUUGUGCCCACACUUUCAUUUUGCCACUAGAACUGAUGCGUUAUGCGAGCGCUCUCUAGGUGGGUGACGUGACAGUAGUAGGCUGAAGCAUCAAGCAAGACAUCAUUGUUCUGUCUAAAAUAAAGUAUGCACUGAAGGUCAAAUGCUAUGACAACUCUGUCCGUCAUAGCCUAAUUUAGAAACCCGCUAGUCGACAUACUUAGCUUUCUUUUCAUUCCACAACGCGCCAGGAGCAAUGUCUUCAUUGCCAGAUUCCCCGGGGACCAUUAAGAAGCGACGCUUGGGCUACCCUGGCUGCGACAAAGAAGACAGAACAGAAGCUCUGAAACUAUGGAUAACACGUGCGAAAAUCCUGAAUCUGCCUGCAACGGACGCUGCCGUGACAGCUUUUGCGACGCCUAGAAACUACGCAAGUGCCCACGCUACCAUUCUAACCCAAAUGUUACUCUCCAACGUCGCGCCUUACGUGCUCUACCCGUGACAUCACAAAGUAUGGCCACAAGUAGUCGGACACUACGUGACAAUGACGUC
Rhipicephalus microplus (southern cattle tick) is the source of this 3710-nucleotide messenger RNA. Its product is annotated as pikachurin. Lineage: Eukaryota; Metazoa; Arthropoda; Arachnida; Ixodida; Ixodidae. The record is from RefSeq and is a predicted model, not a curated record. Gene Ontology annotation, molecular function: calcium ion binding.